Micromonas pusilla CCMP1545 is the source of this 1233-nucleotide messenger RNA. RefSeq lists its product as uncharacterized. Gene Ontology annotation, molecular function: zinc ion binding; metallocarboxypeptidase activity. Gene Ontology annotation, biological process: protein side chain deglutamylation; proteolysis. The record is from RefSeq and is a predicted model, not a curated record. The annotation marks the transcript as partial. The transcript has 3 exons. Lineage: Eukaryota; Viridiplantae; Chlorophyta; Mamiellophyceae; Mamiellales; Mamiellaceae.
UUCAACUGCGACUUCGAGGGAGGCAACCUCGGGACGACGAGGAUGAUCGGCGAGUCCGAGUAUGAGCUCCACGUCCGCGCGGACACGGAGAACCCGCGGUAUCGCCUGUGGUUUCACUUUUGCGUACGGAACAACAAGCCCAAGCAAAAGGUCGUGUUCCACGUCGUAAACUUCUCCAAGUCCAAGUCGCUGUACCGCGACGGGAUGAGCCCGACGGUGCGGUCACAGAGCGAUCCGGCGUGGAAGCGAAUACACCCGAAGCACGUGUUCUAUUACAAGUGCGUUCUGAAAAAAAACCAACCGGUGAUGACGUUCGUGCACGUGUUCGAUCGACCGGACGAGGCGUACUACUUCUGUUACUCGUACCCGUUCUCGUACUCGCACCAGCAGCGGUUGCUGUCGGACCUCGAGCGGCGCCGGCUGCCGUUCGUGACGCGAGAGCUGUUAUGUCGGAGCGUGCAAAAUCGUCGAUGCGACGUGUUGAUGAUUGGCGACCAGACGCGGUAUAAGCACCGCGGCGUGACCAACAAGCGCAAGGUAAUCUUGCUCACGUGCCGCGUGCACCCUGGGGAAACGCCUUCGUCGCAUACGUUACGUGGGUUCAUCGAUUGGCUCACGAGCGAUGAUCCGCACGCGGUCGCGCUGCGUUUACACGUCACGUUCGUGAUCGUCCCGAUGUUAAACCCGGACGGAUGCUUCCACGGGAACUACCGCACGGACUCGUUGGGGACGGACCUGAACCGCGCGUGGGAGAACCCGACGGAGUUCGAGCCGACGUUGCUCGCGGUGAGGUCGCUCGCGAAGACGUACGCGGAGGAUUCCACCGUGGAGCUCGACUUUUACAUCGACUGCCACGCGCACACGACGUCGAAGGCGUCGUUCCUCUUCGUGAAUCCUCCGGAGGAGAGCGACUCCGCGGAGGCGUGGGAACGCGUCGCCGCGCUCCCUCGUCUCGUCGACCUCAACUGCGAGGGUAGCGCGCUCGGGUUCUCCCUCGCCGCGUGCAAGUUCUGCUCGGACCCGAGCAAGAGCGGCAGCGCGAGGCACGCGCUCAGGGACUUGCUCCUCAAGCGCGGCGCGUCCAAGGCGAUGUGUUACACGCUAGAGAUGUCCUUCUACUCUCCGCCCAACGCGCAAAAAACGUGGACGGCGACGACGUCGAACGAGGCGUCGUACGAAGCUUUCGGCCGCGCGAUGGGCGACUCGUUCGCGGACUACUACGGCCUUCGAUCG